This is a messenger RNA of Coniophora puteana RWD-64-598 SS2, 8489 nucleotides long. RefSeq lists its product as uncharacterized. Lineage: Eukaryota; Fungi; Basidiomycota; Agaricomycetes; Boletales; Coniophoraceae. The transcript has 26 exons. Gene Ontology annotation, molecular function: cysteine-type peptidase activity. The record is from RefSeq and is a predicted model, not a curated record. The coding region runs from base 1 to 5268 and encodes 1755 amino acids. Gene Ontology annotation, biological process: proteolysis.
AUGAAUGUAAGUCGUCGAUACCAUCAUAAUCCUCCUCGGGCUUACCUCCUUUAUCAGCGCCUCGAUAUAAGCCUGGGAUCGAGUGGGCUUCUGCCCCACCCGGACCUCAGCAUCGUCGAUUUUGUUCAGUUCAAGAUCCCGACUCAAGCCAAUGUCCACAUACCUACGCCUGCCAGCAAAAGUUUCAGCCGCCAGCUGCCCAACCAUACCCUCGACGACCUUCGCAACCGUCUCAUCCCCCCGCAGCAUUGGAUCGAUGACCUCGGCAAGCACAUUGAGCUGGCCGUUGUCGACGGCGCCCAAUCCAUCGUGGAUCCCCGCGAGACCAACUUGCAUGUCCCGUUGAAGGGAUACACCUACUGGAAGGAAGGCGCGCGCGUGUCUCGUAAGGUCUCCCUCUGGGAAGCAGGCUUUGCUUGGCUGUCGAAGUGCUCGACAGUGCACACGUUGACGAACGCCGCCACUGAUGUUGACGGCGCCAUCCAGGUGCUCCGGGGUAUGGGCUGGGACCAAUCCCUGCACGUCGUCGGCGAGGGCGUCGGCUUGGAGACGUUGUUAUGUCUCCUCGCCGAUGGGCACGAUGGCUGGCUGAACGACGACACCAUCAACGCCGCGAUGCGGGACUUAUCAAGUCGUGCUCACCUCAGCCCAGCUCACGCCGACAACGUGGUCGUUGCUCCCACUCACUUCGCGAACGGCCUGGUGUCGACAUAUCUCAACACGAACGCGAACAAGCAGAUGAAUGCGUACCUCAAGUGCUACCAGAAGCUCUUCGAGGGACCUCAGCCUCGACGCCGAUUCUUGUACCUGCCUGCGAACAUUGACGAGGAGCACUGGGUGCCCAUUCUCGUUGAUUUCCCCAAGAAGGCGAUUAGCUAUGGUGCGUCGUCUGAGGUCGUCGACGCCCUCCAGGAUUGGCUCCUCGCCGCGUUCGGAUCGCGGUUUGAAGACCGGGGCAAUAGCCUGCCCCACGGCGUGCAAGCCGACGCAUCGUCGUGCGGCAUCUGCACAGUCAACACGAUCGCGCAUGACCUCUUCGGUGACAGCCUCUUCACCCACAGGCAGCGUCACAGCGAACGGAUUCGGCUGUUCACUCGAAUAUGUCAGCAACAGCUUAGCUUGGCUGAAGGCACCGUGGGCGAGCACCACGCCUCAUCCUCUCGUUCCCACCACCACCAUCCCCCUUCCACCUCUCAUACCACCCGCCACCCACCACCUCCUAUGCACCAUUGCUCCCACCACGAACCCUUCAGUGAUGACUUACCAAUCGGACUCGACAUCGCCAACGAGAUCCUUGCUCAGUUUGCCGACCACCUGGCAGCCGAGCUGGGUCCUGAUGCUGGGGCUGAUAUCCCUGGUCUCGACGGCCCCAUCGAGGAUGUUCCCGAAACCGAUGUUGAUGAUUUGAGCAGCGAGUACACGGACGGCGACCUGUCGUCGGAGAGUGGCUGGUCGUCCGACGGCGACUGGACGUCCGAGCCCGAGGAGAUCACAUUGUCGGACGCAGCUUCUGACACGGAGUCUUGGGACGACCUUGCCAUGGAUAAGGGAACGUCCCUGUCGGCGCGAAAUGAGCAGGCUCUGAAGAAGGCGAUGAAGGACGGAAACUUAGAGGUAGACGAGCGUAAGAAAAGGACGUACGAGCAAACAUGUCGGGGAGUCGAUGAGCACUGCCGCUUCCACUACGUUCGCCGGUGGCGCGUGUACCACUCUCGCUGCCGGUGCUGGGUCACUCAGAAGGGGCCCUAUAACACGCAGCGGUUCAGAGCACACGCGAAGAAGUGCAAGCCAAAGGGACAGACUCAUACCUUAGAUGGCUUUGUUAUCCGAGGUCCGGCAGGCCCUCCCUCCGAUGACAUUCCUCCUCCACCCGACGACGAUGACUCUGACUCCGACGAUAGCGAUGACGAUGAAGAGGGGAAGGGCGGGAUGAAGGUGACGAGCGAUGGGAAGGGGAAGAUGGAGGUCAAUAACAAGAAGAGACCCGCGCGAGAGCCACGGCCGUGUUUGGGCAUAAGCGGCGCUGACGAUUCCCGCGUUAACGUCUAUCUCCGUCGAACCGGCGCUCACGGAGGCGGCGGUCGCUCUCGCCAUGACCUCGCCCUCAACCUGUACCAACUACCCUUCGGCUCCCUCACCGACGCGCAGAAGGAUACCGUCAUACUCGCCCAGCGUCACAGUCAGACGUGGGUGAACGAUCACCAGAGACUGCGGGUCUUUGCCCGUGACUGCGACGGUGUCGUUCAACCCAGGCAACCAGCAGGGACUCGCAAAUGUCCUCACUGCCAGGCCGUCUUUCGCUCAAAGUCGUUCCGUAACCGCCUCCGCGCUCGGGUCCUUCCUAUGUACGGGUAUCGUGACUCAUCCGAGUCCCAAGUAUCAAGAGUCUUGGUGUUAAUAUACCGCUCAAUGGCUGUAGCAGUGGUGUUUUGUCCUUGUCGGGCUCGGGAACGCGUAUGUGUGCGCUUCGCCAAGCUAGUUUUGGACGGCGCAUUCGAUGACAAGGAGGUCACCACUGGUAUGGUCGAGGCGAUGGUCGAGGCGCAUGACCGCCGAGAACGCGGCGUUGGGCUGCAAAACUUUCCUUAUGCCGAAGAAUUCAAGCGGUUCAUGCACGAGCUGGCUGUCACGUCGCCGGAGAUGUAUCGCUCGCUUGCGAAGGAGAUACAGGUUCCCACCAUCCGGCAUUUUCAGCAACAACGAAGCAGAGAGGCGCCAUUCCCUCUCGAGGCCGGCGAUGCCAACGUCAGCCGCGCCCUCACCUACCUCGAUGCCAUCGCCUACAAGGGCCCAGUGGCCAUGAGCGUUGACGACACCAAGCUUGAACCCUCGCUCUCCCUCAUCUGGGAUCCCGCUCGCGAAAGCUACCUUCUCAUUGGCAGCGAAGAUGGGCCACUGGCGGUCAGCGACCCUGACGAGCUCGGCGACCUCCUCGAGCAACACAAAGACAAGAAGGCCACCAAGCUACGAUUAUGGACAUUGCAGGUUCCCCUUCCCGACGUGCCCCCUCUCAUCCUCGCUGUUCAGGCCAUCUCCAGUAGCAUGCCUGCGAGAGAGCUGGCGCCCCUCUCAUUGACGCUCAUACGUGGGCUCACGAAAAAUGGAGUCAAGUUGGUCUCGUACGCAUGCGAUGGAGCCGACACCGAGCGUCUUUCUCAGAGGAUCCUCUCCAUGAAUGCUGACGAUCACAUCACCCAUACUAUCACUAAUCCCUUGCCCAACCAUGCCGACUACGUGCUCCACAUCCCAGUCUUCAACGGUCAACCUGUCGUCAUGAUGCAAGACUCCAAACAUGCCUGCAAGAACUGUCGUAAUGGGUGCUUCACCGGGGCCCGAUGCCUCGUUCUUGGGAACCAUCUCGCUAUGUACGCUUACGCGCGCGAUCUCGCUUUCCAUCCAGAGGGUCCUCUACGCCGGCGCGAUGUCGAGCGGCUGGAUCGCCAAGACGAUCGUGCAGCCACGCGUAUGUUCUGCGCGACGACGCUGGAAUUCCUCACGGAAAAGUACCCGAAGCGCGCCGGCAUGAUCGUCUGGAUGUUCGUUGCUGGGGAGAUCGUCGACGCGUAUCAAAAUCGCGACUUGCCACCAAUGGAGCGCCUUGUCAUGGUUCUGCGCGCGAAGUCCUUUCUCGAACUAUGGCGCAUUUUUUUGGACACGAUGGGUUACUCCGAGCAGCGAUACUUCAUCUCCCACGACCUGCACGACAUCUUGAACACGUUGGCCGACGCGCUGAUGCGAAAGGUCAAGCCGGACUUUACGCUCAGGGACUUCGUCUACAUGCGGGCGAAGGUCGAGCGUCUCACGCGGCGGUUUGCUGAUUCCGUGAGCAAAGGCGACAGCGCGGGCGCCGCUCAAGGUUACUCCCACACCUGGUGGGCGCGUCCUGAAGUCGACCUCGCGAAGUUGGCGGUUUUCCCAUCCGACGAGGGGAUCAACGCGGCCGCUCGUCUGGCCGGUGACGAGGCAUUAGCGCUCUUCAACAUGCUUGAUGUCAACCCCUCGGAUUUCCUAGAGGGCACUCCCCACCCCCUCCCAUCGAUCGACACCUGGUUUGCCGCGGGCGAGGAUCCCGUUCCCUUGCCGUCAGGCAAGUCGGGGCGACAGGCUCUUCAAGAGGCCAUCGACGCUCAGUGUGCGUCACUGGAUUCCAUGCCCAAGGACGUCGCCACGGAGGUGAAAAGCCUGACGUACGCGGCUGUUGCAUUGGGUCUCGACGACGACGAGAAUCUCUUGGACGACUCGGAGGACCCAUCGCCUGAAGAAGAUGCUGUGAUGGCUCAGCGUGAUUCACGGCGGAUAGACGACGUGUUGAACGGCGUACGCGAUGUCAAGCGCGUCCUGGUCGAUGAACCUGAGGUCCACUAUGAGGUGUUCGACAUGACAGCGCUUGUCGCCCUCCGUCGGCGACACGAGACUCCCUGGGCUCGUACAUGCGCGCGCAAGAACACGCGCUCCAAGAAGGGGAAGGGUGUCGUGGAUGAGACGGACGACGAUGCGGCAACCGACAACAACGUAGCCGCCGCUGGUGGACCGGACAAGGAGGCGAUGCGCCAAGAGCUGGCGCGCCGACUGACCAACGUCAUGCGCAACCACCGGGAGGAUGAAGCACUCGACGGGACGACGACCGGCGGUAAUCGUCGCAUACGAACGGCGGGGCAGGUGCGGUUGACAGGGAACUCACUCAACGCUGAGCUAGCGGCAGGGACGCGGGCUGUCGAGGUCAAGAAGCUGCGCAGUCGUGUAUUCUCGCAACACGAUCUCGCGCCCGUCGCUGAUAUCGUCGACGCCUGCAUCGACGCUAGGAAUGCUAAGCCGGGCCGAGAGCCUCUGGUCCCCAACGCAUACGCGUUGGUGCUCGUUGCGGAAGAUGUAUGGAUUGGGCGCGUGAUGGCUAUCUAUAGCCAAGGAGGCUCGACGAGCAUGCCUCAUGCUUGGCAGGAGCGCAUUGACAGCGUCGGUUUAGCUUCCUAUAUUGUCCUGCAGCUCUACGAGCCAGGUAUCGUGCGUCAUGUCUUCCGCGGAGUGCACGACUCAGCCAAGGCCCUGGGAGCAUUCCGGUUUGCUCAUGUCCCGGUUGUCCAUUUCCUCCAGCGCGUUCCUGGCCCGUUCUCUCUUUCUGCUGAUGACCGCUCGCUUAUCGUCAACCAUGCGGCUUUGGGGAUGCUUGUGAACUGGCGAGGUCAGAGGCGUUCUCUGCUCACCGCGGUCGUCGACUACAACAAGGAGGCAAGGAAGUCGAAGAAGAAAGGCAAGCCGGAUACCAAGUAGGUUCAUGGACACCUCUACGAUCUUUAUUUAGUGUAUAAAUACUCUGUAUGUAUGUUUUUCGUGACUUUUUGAGGCCAGGUGCCUUCGUCCGGACAUUAUGGGCGCGCCUAUAGCGUUUGGAGGCCAGAUCCCGUGUCCGGACAAAUGCUCAAAAACUCCCGAAAUUUUCGGGAUCUAUAGUGGGAUGCCAGUGGGGGGUCGGCACCAUCCCUUGGUACGGAUUUUCGGGGGUCCUGCGGUGGUCUGCGGUGGUGUCACUAAUUGAGUCUCCCGAGGCGUCGUGGUUCCUUCUCUCUUCCCUUCCCUUCCCCCUCCAGCAUCCGGAUACCUACGCCUUCCCCGUGGCUGGGCGUUAGUCAUCGAUGCUAGUCCACCAUGUCCGGGAUUCUGAGAUAUCCGGAGACCCAUAUCGCGGGAUGAUUGAGGAGAGGAUGGGAUACUUCGCUACGAAUUAUGUAGCGUUCUUGGGGUUCACUAUUCUAGUAUGGGAUCAACUGCUUACGUUUGGGGACGAGGUACUUUGCGCCUUGCUAUGAUCUUCGGAGACAGGUGUGGCCGCUUAUACCAUAGUCUCAUGAAGGUCGAGUUCAUAUGGAAGUCGCGCAAAACGCUGAUGUCCUAUCUUUUCCUUUUGGUACGCGACACCAAGUCUUUGGUAUUGUCUGAUGUCGAGCACCUACCCCGCUUGUGUACACCUAUCAGAAUCGCUACGUGGCUCCCUUCGGCUUCAUCGUGUGCUUCUAUGCAUAUAUGUCUCCCAGUUUCACGAACUUGGUGAGCCUUGUUAACAUCUACGAGUACACAAUGGCCCACUCGUAUCCUCCCUUAGGAGUGCCAACAUUUCGUUGUGUAUGAGGGCGCUAUGGUCACCGUUAGUGUUUAUAUAGCAGAGUUCACGAUGCUGAAGCGGGUCUUGGCACUAUACCAAACAUCUCGGACAGUCCCGAUAAUCGGAGGUGCAAUUUUUGCCACGUCUCUCGCCACUACCAUUGUAUUGCUUCAUAAUGGGUACCCUGUUCCUCAUUCAUCAGCGGUUCACAGUAAGUCACUCAAGUGUCUUCUAUCUAUAUAACAGGGUGCAUUCUGGCCCGAACCCUUCCAUCAGGUUCCUGUAGAAACGUCGGUGCUAUCACCCGUGCACUCAUAGUUGAUGGUCUGAUUUACUAUAUCGCUAUGCUGAUCCUUUGCGUCUUGCAAGGCAUCCUCAUAAUCGUAGCACCCGACUACCUUAAGAAUAUCUUCGCGCAAUCAAGGCUGCAUACGACUGUCGCGCUGACAUCGCGCAUGACACUCAACUUGCACAGGGAGCAUCGGAAAUCUACUCGUAAAGGCACACGACACUGGGAGGACGCUACAUCAGUGUUUCCGACAAUCGAGCUUACUUCGCAUCCCAUCCGAUAGAGUUUGGGGCAGAUAGCUAUAUGUUUUAUCCUCCAUUAUCUUCCCAACCGGAUAUCAGGAUGUAGCUUGACGGUGUCACGUCGGUGAAGUACUGGACGACUACGUAACCCAGUUUACCUACCACUCUGGUCCGUCGAGGUUUCAAUGACACUCGAUCGGCGCCCUGAGAUGCCCUUCACAUUAUCAGCGCGUUCAUUGACUCAAUUUUCAGCCUUGUGAUGAAUCCUUCAUAAGCAUAUAGUACACUGUACGUGAUGUCGUAAUUGAUUGCAAUAAACCCUCCUUCGCAAUGCGCUCGCUCAUAGGUAUAGCUCCCGAAGGUCUUCUUGGUGCGCUUUAUUGACCGUGACGGUCAAGAUGUUCUCCGUCAUCUCCUUCUCGUACUGGCGGAGCCCGUCAUUCCAGCUAAGCAAAAUCGCAGUAAACUUCCUGUAGGUGUCGAUGAAUCCCUGCCCUUCGUUGAGCCAGCUGUCCAGGAUCCCCAACGCCCACUCCGCACCCUCCUGCGUCGCUCUUGCGGGAAUCCUCUUGCACGUCACGACAACGUUCUCGAUGUCACCGCUCGCCUGCGAGAACGUCAUGGUCUGCAAGCCCUCGGACGUCCGACCAAUCUCCAGGAGGUCGACGGUGAUAACAAGUAGCUUAGUGCGCAUCCCACUGUUGGUCAACGCAAACAAGUGAUACCCCACCUCGUACUCGUGGUCAUACUCCGCCGCCGUGUCGUCUGUUUUCUCUCCGGGCUGAAGAAGCUUUCGCUGAUGUGGCGUUGCCCAUGGCGGAUAGCAGGAUGGGUGGGAAGGAAUAGCGGCGUUAUAUGCGGAACACUGGCCCUUCCACGCGAAGAUGUCCCACUUGUCGUACCGCUGGAAGAUAGCCUCCAUCAGGCGGUAAAACGCGCGGCGACCUUCACCAUACGCGACCAUGAGACUGACGUCGAAGAUGCCGAUAAGACAAUAGGCGACGUCCUCGAUACGGGUCGUGCGGCGGUCCGCGUACCACGCCAUCUUCUCGCUAACCCUAUCCGUUCCAGGCUUGAAAGCGAUGAGGUCUUCGACUGGGAUCCUCGUGAUUUCUGAAAUGCUGUUCAGAAGUUUGGUCCCAGGUACUUUGUCGUUCCAGCUACCGGGGUUCAACCCCCUCCACUCUUUCGUGUAGAACUUGAGUCGGGGCGGGGCAACGAGCUCUUGCAGCGUCCAGCCACGCUUGAACCACAUGUCUUGGAGAAUGUCGCUGUGCCCGGUUGUGUCGCCCAGGUACGCUAUGCAGAUAUGAGCGUUACGAUAGUACCUGAACAUGGAUCGGAUAUUUUCGUCGAGCUCGCCGGGAUCUUUCUUGUUAAUGCAACACGUGUCCGACCACGCGAAGUCACAUCCGUGCUCGUACGCCUCCGAACAAAAGUUCUUCAGCUUGCUAUAUCCUGGUCCAUUCCUCACUUUCUCUGGCAUAGUCUUCGGGUCCUCCAGGUAUUGAAAAGUAGGCUCGUCGUUUCCCCAGCGAUGCGAAAAGAUGGCGUACUUGACUUUGCUCGUGACAACGUCGUGAAUGAUCUUCUCACGAUCGGGAUUGUUGGGAUUGACGUCGUCAUUGCUAAGCUGAAUGUUCUUGAUAGUGCUUUCAAAGUGCGCUUUGACAUCCCAGCGCUCCAUGAGUCGGAUAUUGUCCAAGUCCUUGACGUAAAGCAAGCGGGUUGGCAUUUCAUUCAUGACAUAUUCCUCGUAAAAUUCGUUGAGUGGAUCAGGCGUGGCUUUGAGCGUGACUGACAUGACUUGGUGCAAGGAGACGUUGAGGAGCCCGGCUGUGUCGACGGCUGGGAGUAAGUG